This is a messenger RNA of Salvia miltiorrhiza (redroot sage), 1926 nucleotides long. RefSeq lists its product as uncharacterized. The record is from RefSeq and is a predicted model, not a curated record. The coding region runs from base 355 to 1623 and encodes 422 amino acids. Lineage: Eukaryota; Viridiplantae; Streptophyta; Magnoliopsida; Lamiales; Lamiaceae. The transcript is spliced from 2 exons.
AAAAUCCCAAAUUUUAGAAACGUUAAGCUGGAGUUUUCUAGGGAGAUAUAUUUGUUCGAGAUUGACGUGUUUGGAACACGUUUAAUCGAUUAAACGUCUCUGCAAAAUUUGUUAUUGAAUUUCGAUUCUCACAAACACAAAAUAUCUGAAAAAUCUGCAAGCUGUGUAGUGAUUCCUCUAUUCUAGGGUUUCCGAUUUCCAUUCUCUCUUCUUAGGUUUUUUUGUUGGGAAUUAUCGAUUUCUGUUAGAGAUCUAUUAACUAGAUCGGUAUUCUAGUUUCUGAUUAGUUUUUUCGUUAUCUCUUCUCUGUUUUACUACUAAUUUUGUGAGAAAAAGUUGUAUCGAUCGACUGAAAUGAACGAGCAAGGUGCAAUGAUGAACCAACAGCAGCAGCAGCAGCUGAUGAACAUGAAUCAGAGUCUAAUGAAUGCGAGUCAAAUUAAUCCGCAGAUGGCUCCGAUGAAUCGGAACUACGGAAUGUGGGGGCCACAACAGCAGUUUCAAAACCCUAAUAUGAGCUCCGACGCCAUGAAACCUCCGCGUGCAGCUUUUAAUAAGUCGUUAGGUCCUAGGAGCAAUUGGAAGGGCAAAAGGGUAAAUAAACAGAGGAUGGACCAGCGGCAGCAAACCUUAGUCAGCUCCGGUGGAAUCGGUGCUGGUGGCGGUGGGAAUUUAAAUUUUAGGAACUAUAAUCCUCCGUCAUUGAACGAGCUGCAGCAUCAGAAUCGGUUGAGGGCUAGGAAAACAUUCCCAAAAAAGAAGUUCAACAAGAACAUGAGUAUGAAUAUGGCUGGUAAUGGGGAGAGAUCUGCCCCAUUUGCACCUAGGAAUACCACUUCCUUUCUGAUUAGAGCAAAGAAAUGUGGUGGGAUAGCAUCGGUGGUUUCUCCAUUUCCGGUGACCCCGUCUGUGUUGCCAACUCCAAUCUUGUCUCCUUCUACUGAAGUUUUGGGGAACAUGGCCAAGGAAGAGUGGGGGGUGGACGGUUAUGGCUCGAUGAAGGGGUUGAUCAGGCUGAGAUCGCUUGGGCACGAAGACGAGGAAGAUGAGGGCGACUCAAGUGGGAGCGACGUGGAGGAGCAUGUUGAGGUUGAGAGGAGGUUGGACCAUGAUUUGAGUAGGUUUGAGAUGAUCUAUGAUCCAAAUAGUGGCAAUGCUGGCGGGGUAGAGUAUCACAAUGUGUUGGAAAACCGGGUUGAUGAUCAGGACACUCACAUUGCACAGCUCGAGGAAGAGAACUUGAAUCUGAAGGAGAGGCUGUUCUUGGUGGAGGGAGAGUUGGGGGAUCUGCGGAGGAGGUUACUGUUGCUAGAAAGGCGAGGAGGCCGAGUGGACGAGGAGGUUGUUGAGAAUGAGUCUGAAAAUGAGAGAGAGAGCAAUACACAUUCAACGGGGGAGAAUGAUGAACAAGAUAAGUGUGAAGUUGGGGAAGGCGUUGAAGGUCAUGUUGGUGGUGGAUUUGAAGCAGUAGAAACUAGAGAGGGAGGUUGUGUGGAAGGGAGAUUCCAAAGUGGAGACGAAGGAAUGAAGAUGAGUGAUGAUACUAAUGUCAAUUAUUCUAUCGUAGAAGAUAAAUUUGCUGCUGAAGUUGAGACAGCAGAAAGUGUUGAUGGGGAAUCUUGAAAACUUGUGGUUGAAGAUGAUGCUUGUAAGUUACAGAGUGGGGUGACUAAAGAAGAGAAACUUGGUUGUUAGGCUAUUGCUGUUAUUCUUUUUCUUUCUCUUUCUCUGUCAUGGUGGGGAAAGAGAGGGAGAGAGGUUUCCUGCCAUGGAUGGACGCAAUUAGGUUUUCAUUAGAGUUUGACUGCGUAAUGGCCUUUACAACUGCUUAACCAUUCAGAAUAUGGUGGCAUAUUCUUUUUGGCCAGCCUUGUUUAUAAUGAAACUUUCACUGCUUAAAGAAAAUGAAUCUUUAACUAUUUAAUA